This is a messenger RNA of Alligator mississippiensis (American alligator), 2068 nucleotides long. Its product is annotated as chymotrypsinogen A. Gene Ontology annotation, molecular function: serine-type endopeptidase activity. Gene Ontology annotation, biological process: proteolysis. The transcript is spliced from 7 exons. NCBI's taxonomy places the organism in Eukaryota, Metazoa, Chordata, Crocodylia, Alligatoridae. The coding region runs from base 1224 to 2015 and encodes 263 amino acids. The record is from RefSeq and is a predicted model, not a curated record.
AAUAAUUGCCCACCCGUGGCUUAGGCAACCUACUUCUCCAACAUGGGCCUCAAUUUCCCCCCUUUACAUAGCAUGACUAGUUCUUUCCACCAGGCAGGGUGGCCUUGCAAGGCCAUGUUAAUGACUGCUUGUGACAUCCACUGGGGCCUCUGGACAUCAAGUGCUAUGUAGAGGAAAGGGUAGAUUUGGAUGUCAGGAGCUGUGGCCAGGUGCAAUAUUCUGUUCUGUUCUCUUCCCUGCCACCAGUUGGCACAGAGCAGCAGCAGGAGACUGCUGCACAGUUCUGGGCAGCCUGCUGGGAAUGAUGAAAGCUUCUCAGCCAGUGAGAGGGUCACAUUUGCCAGAUCUGUCAUGCAGUGUCACACAUCCUUAGGGCAACCACAGUGCAGCUUUUAAGGGAAGGCAGCCAUGCCUUCAUCUGCAGUGCAGAGCAGCUUUCCCUGCCCCAGUGCUAGCCUCCACCACAUGGACCUUCCUCUUCGCACCUCCUUUCUCAAGAGAACAGCAUUGCUCAUCUGCCUUGUUCUAGAGCAUCUCUUUCUCAGUUCAUUUUUCCCCUCUCCCCUGACAGAAAGCUCUCCCCAGGGCCCAGUUUCCCCCUGUUCAGAACAUUGGUAUCUUGUGGGCAUGGUGCUGGGCUGACACUCAGGACCCUUGGCUUGUAUUCUUGGCUCUGUUGCUGACUUGUUGAGUGGCCUUAGGCAAGUCACUUCCCUACCCUGAGCCUCAGUUUCUCCAUCUCUGCCAUGGUGAUAUUGAUGCCAACUCCCUUUGUGAAGCAUUUUGAUGCUUAUGGAGGAAAAGGAUUUAUAGAAUAACUAAGCUGUCUCCUUUGCUUUUUUCCCUGAGCCACCACCAGGCCCUGUAUUUUGCUUGAAGUAUUUGAUACAAAGGGGUAGGAAAAUCCUGUCUUCCUUUGCAAACAGGAGGUGUCCAGCCCUGCACUGUGAAAGCAGAUAAGCUACUCUGAGCAGCCUGCCCAGGAAACCAGCUUAGCUGCACUGCUUCUAAAAAAAAAUCCAGUUUGCCAAAAGGCACCUCCAUCUCCUAUAUAAUUGACAGAUUUAUCACGAGGCAUGUGUACCCUGGAGCUGCUGUUCCCAUGGGUGCUGCCCACCUGAUGGCCCUGUUCCCACCCCAUCCCUGCCAGUCUAGGUUUCCAGUGGAUAUAAAGGAGCUGGAGUUUCUCUUGCCCCUGUCAACUCAUUGUCCUUGGUACUAGCAUGGCUCUCCUGUGGCUGCUCUCCUGCCUGACACUGGCAAGUGCUGCUCAUGGAUGUGGCAUUCCAGCCAUCCAUCCCAUCAUCAGUGGCUACACCCGGAUUGUAAACGGUGAGGAAGCAAUUCCUGGAUCCUGGCCUUGGCAGGCCUCCCUGCAGGAGAAGAGUGGCUGGCACUUCUGUGGAGGGUCCCUGGUCGGGGAGGACUGGGUGGUGACAGCUGCACACUGUGGUGUGACGACAUCCAAUGUGGUGGUGCUUGGGGAACAUGACCGCGGCUCCAGUACAGAGCAGGUACAGAAACUGGCUGUCAAAAAGGUCUUCACCCACCCGAAGUGGAACCCCCAAACCAUCGACUAUGACAUCGCUCUCAUCAAGCUGGCCACUCCUGCUAAACUCAGCAGGACAGUCUCCCCUGUGUGCCUGGGAGAAACCAGGGAUCACUUCUAUAGUGGCGAGCUCUGCGUUACCACAGGAUGGGGCAAGACCCGGUACAACGCUUUCCUCACCCCCAACAAGCUACAGCAGACAGCACUACCCCUGCUGAGCAACCUUCAGUGUGAAGAGUACUGGGGCAACCAGAUCACAAACCAGAUGAUCUGUGCUGGUGCAGCUGGCUCCUCUUCCUGCAUGGGUGAUUCUGGUGGCCCGCUUGUAUGCCCGAAGAAUGGAGCCUGGUACCUGGUGGGGAUUGUGUCCUGGGGCAGUAGCAAGUGCUCCACCACCAUACCAGCAGUCUACGCCCGCGUGACUGAGUUCCAUGAAUGGAUUGCCCUGACCAUGGCGAGUAACUGAGCUGGCUUUACUGGGUCUGAGCCAAUAAAAGUGCUCUUUAGCUUCAGUCUCAA